AUGGCAUCGUUCAUCCAGAUUGUUAAACUCAAAGUUUUGUUAUUUGUCAUUGCCCUACUUUCCUCUUCAAGUGUAGCUGUUUUUGCUUCUUUGGCCAAUAGUGAAAAUGGACAAGAACUAGGGGCUCUUCUCAAAUGGAAAGACAGCCUUGACAAAUCAUCCUCUGAUCUACUUUCUUCCUGGGACCUUUCUCCAAGCAAUGCUACUCCUCCUUGUGACAGAUGGUUCGGAAUCACUUGUGAUAAAUUUGGUAGCAUCAUCCAUAUAAACCUUACAAGCAGCCAAUUAAAAGGUACGCUCCAGAAUUUUAAUUUCAUAUCCUUCCCUAACCUUCUUAGCCUGGACCUUAGUAACAACUCACUUUAUGGAACCAUUCCUACCCAUAUCAGUAAUCUCUCUGAACUGUCUUACCUUGAUUUAUCAGCAAACAAUCUCAAUGGUUUUAUCCCAGAGUCCGUAGGAAACUUAGCCAACUUGAACAUACUUUACCUUAAUAUCAAUCAACUUUCCGGAUCAAUUCCACCCACAAUUGGGAACUUGACCAAGCUCACUGGAUUGCACUUUGUCACUUAA
Messenger RNA from Theobroma cacao (cacao), 573 nucleotides. The record is from RefSeq and is a predicted model, not a curated record. NCBI's taxonomy places the organism in Eukaryota, Viridiplantae, Streptophyta, Magnoliopsida, Malvales, Malvaceae.